AUGGCGGGAUCCCAACUCAAGCAGCUACGUGCGUCGCUCAAGGAGAAAGGCCUCGUUGGCCAAACGAAUGUCAAACGAAAAAACAAAAACGCAAAGACUCCCUCGGAAACGAGGCGUCAGGAUCAUAACAAGAUCAUAAGUGAGAUUCGUAACGAUUUUAACCAGUUUGACAAUCGGUACAAUAGAACCAAGCAUGAUGUGACUACGAUUCUGAAGGGCAAGUUUGUGAAAGUAGGUUCGAAACAGCAUAACGAAGCAAGUAGAAACAACCAGUCGGUAGAACAGGCAUUGAAAAGUGAGCAUGAAGCCAAGAAGAAAUUCCGAGGACGAACGGGAGGUUUGGUAGACCGAAGAUUCGGAGAGGGCAAUGCAAACAUGACGGCAGAAGAGAAAAUGCUCAUUCGUUUUGCCAGGGAACGGGAGUCCGGUAACAAAAAGAAGCAUGCAUUUUCAUUGGGAAGCGAUGAUGAAGAAGACGGUGCUGAAGACGACGAUGACGGAUUCGUUCUCACACAUGGAGGUAAGGCGAUAGCUGACGAAGAGUCGUUGGGAGACCAAGUUACUUAUGCAGAUGAAAAUUCGGCACAACCAUUGCGCCGAAAAUCCAAGGCUGAGGUGAUGAAAGAAGUGAUAGCAAAGUCCAAGUUCUACAAACAGCAAAGACAGAAAGAGUUUGCCAAGACCCAAGAUGAGAUUAUGGACCUUGAUGAAGACUUUGGUGAUGUUAUGCAAGUGAUGAAUGAACAACCCGUUCCAAAACAACCCAUUAAAUCGAAAACGGCUGAAGAAAUAGAAUACGAUAGUCGGGUACGUGAACUUACCUACGAUCGUCGUGCUGUUCCUGCUGACAGAACGAAAACUGACGAGGAGCUUCGCAAGGAGCAUGCUGAGAAAAUGCGCAAGCUUGAAGAGGAGCGUGAGAAGCGUAUGCUGGGCUUUGCAUCUGAAGGUGGUGAUAAUAUUGACGACGAUUUCUGGGAGAAUGACCAGGACGAGGACGAAAUGGAAGGAGUCAGCAUUGAGAAUGGCGCCUCAUCGGACUCAGAUGAAGAACUGGAAACUGAGGUGACUUCAAAGAGCAGUAAACCAAAAGCUGCAAAGCAUGCCAUUCCUUCAACACAAACCGAAUUCAUCUCUAUAGUAGAAGGCGUUGAACCUUCUCAACAGCCUCGUUUGGUGAACUCUAUAGUUGAGUCACAUCAUCCUCGGUUGGCAGCUGGAAACAAAGAGAAGAUGGAUGUCUUUGUUGGCAUUCUUUUUCAGCAUGUUCUUUACUUGGCCGACAAGGAUAAAGAGUUAACGGAAACAUACAUUUCUAUUCUUGUUCCUCUCGCUGAAAAUUACAACCAGGCACUUGUGGAAAACGUUAGAACCGAAUUGCAACAAGUCCAGAACCAUAUAUUGGACCAGAAAUUGAGGACAAGGGACUUGGUUUUAUUCGCGGUGAUCGGAGUGCUUUUUUCUACAUCGGACCACUAUCACCUUGUGGUGACACCAGCAUUAAUUUUGAUGAACGAAGCGAUUUCAAGCACGCAAUUCAGACAAGUUUCUUUGAAACAAUUAGCUGAGGCAGUCUACCUCAGUGAUAUGGUACUUCAUUAUCAGAGAAUCGCGAAGCGGUAUGUUCCCGAAGUGGCGUGUUUCUUGCAAAGGGCAUUGAUGGCACUUGUACCGCAAGUUGAAAAAUUGGGAGGAAAGCCAGAAUUCAAUUUGAAACCCAAUGACAAACGUAAGAAUAAGGUGCAAAUUUCAAUCAGUGGAUUGAGUGAAGAUUCUCCAGAUUUCAAAUUUAGUCUUUUGGACCGAAUUUUGGAGUUAUGUGACCGGUCAGUUAGCAUGUGGAGAGAUAAUAGCGGCAUUGUGGAAAUAACCGCACCUCUCAUACCGAUAUUGACCCAUUUGGCGAGGUAUUUCAACAAUGAGUUGACGAAUCUUGCAGCCAUUUUGACGAAAAUUGUCAAGUUGCACGAAAAUGCCGUUAAGGAACGGGUGCCAUUAGCAUUACAAACACACAAGGCGUUGGCAAUACCUACUUAUGCUCCCAAAUUUGAAGAGAAUUUCAAUCCUGAUAAAAAAUCUUAUGAUGCUAAUCGUGAGAGGCAGGAAAUUAACAAGAUGAAGCAUCAAUUGAAGAAGGAAAAGAAGCUGACGAUGAAAGAUAUUCGGAAGCAAGGACGGUUUAGUGCCAGGGAACAAAUUCGGGACAAAAAGCAAAUGUAUGAGGAGUAUCAUAAAAAGAUGGCUAAUAUUGUUAGCAGCAUUUCUACCACUGAGGGAGCUGAAAAAAAUGCCUACGAACGUGAAAAGAAAAAACGAGCCAAAAAAUAG
Messenger RNA from Meyerozyma guilliermondii ATCC 6260, 2328 nucleotides. It is a transcript of the gene NOP14, whose product is annotated as snoRNA-binding rRNA-processing protein. Gene Ontology annotation, cellular component: small-subunit processome; nucleolus; Noc4p-Nop14p complex. The record is from RefSeq and is a predicted model, not a curated record. Gene Ontology annotation, biological process: maturation of SSU-rRNA. The transcript has a single exon. Lineage: Eukaryota; Fungi; Ascomycota; Pichiomycetes; Serinales; Debaryomycetaceae. The coding region runs from base 1 to 2328 and encodes 775 amino acids.